Messenger RNA from Limanda limanda (common dab), 1707 nucleotides. It is a transcript of the gene ttc22, whose product is annotated as tetratricopeptide repeat domain 22. The transcript has 8 exons. NCBI's taxonomy places the organism in Eukaryota, Metazoa, Chordata, Actinopteri, Pleuronectiformes, Pleuronectidae. Gene Ontology annotation, molecular function: protein binding. Bases 1 to 1707 code for a protein of 568 amino acids. The record is from RefSeq and is a predicted model, not a curated record.
AUGGAGGCCGACAACACAGACGACAUAGAGUCCCUCAUGGAGGACAUGGACUAUAUCCCCGGACACUUCCACCUGAAGCUCAGUCUGAACUGUGAUCCUGUCGGGCCGGUGAGGCUGCGACACAGGGACACGUAUCUGAAGCAGGAGAGCCUGCGCGGAGAGUUGGAGGCUGAAGUUGGACAUCUGCAGUACGCGGUCAGGAAUCUCCUGGGUCUGCUGGCGUUUCACCUGGAGCAGCUGGACAUGGCGGAAGAAACAUUUAGAAGUAUCUGUAGAGAAGACCCUGGGAACCUCAACGCCUGGGCCAACCUGGGCUACGUGUACGACAGGCUGGGCCGAGAGCUGGACGCAGCGGAGUGUGUGGAGAAAGUGUCCCACCUCAUGGGGCUAGAUGCUGGAGAGGCCAGUCAGGAGGAGACCAGGGUCCUGGCGGCCCGCUGCCUGGCGGAACAGGCCUACGUCCAUCCAUACGAUGUGGAGCUGGACAGCGAGGACGACCUGAGAGAGAGGCUGACCGCUGCACUGAGGCUGUACAACAAAGCCCUGGACUAUGGGGGACAACUGAUACCAAAGGAGGAAAAACGAAGCUGGUAUUUUAAAAUGGCAACCAUCUAUAUAAGACUGGACGACAUAGUAAAGACCAAAGAGGACUCAGAAUACUCCAGACACUCUCAUUUCAAUAAGGGACUGAAGCUUCUCAAUGAAACACUGAAAUCGGAGAAAAUGCAACAUAAAGCUCUGGCCUGGUGUUACAUUGGCAUCAUGUUGGAGAGGAAGGACGACUUCACCACCGUGCCCAUGUCCAUACACGACUGUGGAUACUCCGCCUCUGAUCCUCUGUCCUGCUAUGGAACCGCCAUAAACAUGGCCAGUGAUGAUGCAUUCAUCCUGAACCUUCUGGCCAAGGUGUUUUUUCUGCUGGGCAAACACGAGAUGGCCACAGGGAUCAGCAACAUGGCCUUAAAUGUGCUGCCAGAUCCAGAGCUCAACUGGCAGGCUUACUGCACCCGCGCCAAGAUCAAUAUGAUGUUCUACAUCAGGGACCUUGAGAAGGCAAAGAGUGGUCAAGGUGGAAUCCCAGACCGACAGCUGCUGACCGAGGCCAGAAAGGACUUGGACAAGGUCCUGAGUGUACGUCCAUGUCUGCGGACUCACCUCGAGAUGGCACAGGUGUACUACUACAUGGGUGUGGACGCCCUCCAGGAGAGCCUUCUGGUGGACGAGGCAGCGGUGAAUUGUGCGUUGGUGAGUCUGUCGCACGCCCUACAGUUCCAGCUGGGCGACAGCCUGCCGGACCUGCAUGUGCUCAGAGGACGCUGCCUCCACCUGAAAGGCGAGGAUCAGAACGCCGCUGACUGCUUCAAACAGGCCGUGGAGUUAGAGAGGCCAGGAAGCACCGACACCACAGCCCUGCGCUGCCUCCUGCAGGCCCUCCUGUCCGUGUUCAUGCAGGGAGGUCCUGAUCCCAGCACUGCCAUCGGCCAGCUGGAGAUGUGGGUACAAAGGGCAGAGGAGAGGUACCCCAGUGACAUUGUGAAGGCCGAGCUGAGGUGCCUUUACAGGACUCAGACGGCAGAGGUCACAGAGUUGUCCAGGGCCCUGAUCCGAGCAGGACGACUGGAUCUAGUGAAGAGGCUCCUGGAGACAAUAGUUCCCAAACAACUGGCCAAGAAGAAAACAAUUACAAGAUCUUUCUCCUUCACAUGA